AGUUUCGACGCUUAUCCGAAUGGCACACAUGCAGAAAAAUGACACAUCUCAAGAGCCUUCACACACACCCUGUGACCAAGCGCCCCCAACGACAACAUACUGGACAGAGUGGUACUCGGCCUCAAACGACGUCGGAUCAGACGAGCAAGACUUUAGACAUCUUUGUAAUCACACCAUAAUAACACAAUGUAGGGAGAAAUACACCCAUCGUAGUCUUGAUGAUACAGACCCUACUCCUGAUGUGACAUGCAAUGAUGGCAUUUUAGUUUGCGAUCAAUCGUGCAAGGACGUGGAAGUGAGACUACUCUGUAAAAUAAUAGACACAGUGACUGUUCCCGAGCCCGACCUUCACUGGUCAUUGAGUGAGAUCGACGGCGGUGAGGGCACCCUUGGGGCUAUCGGCCCCUGGACCUGCAAAGAUACGGUUGAACGAGUCAAACCAAUAAAUGGGUCGAUGGUGGGCGAGGUGGUGCAAGGCAAAUCGUUGAGGCAAGUAAAUGGCCCGCCAUCUCACGACAAACUCUGCGCAGUUCGAGCCACGGUCCCUGAGAAGUUGGCGUUUAAGCCAUAUCUCAACAACUGCUUGACCAACCCAGAAUGCUGCGAUUCCCAUCACAGCAUCUCCGUCAUGUUCUGGUUUAGUAUGAAGGGGAACGAAACUCGGCCUCAGUUAUCUCCCCUCCACGUGUUUCGGUCCCCGUCCCUGGUCGGCUCGGUACAGAACGGUAACUUCAUCGUGACGUACUUGCGAGGGAAUACCGAGUGGGCUGUCAAUGAGACGCUACUGCACAGCGGAUGGACCCAUGUCACCAUAACAUUUGACCUCCUGAGCAACCUUACAGUUUACUUCAAUGGUGCCGCAGUGGCUGAAGUAAUCCCGACGCCAUCUUCGACACAAUUCGAUGAUGUCAUAAAAGGUUUCCAGACGGACAACACGUCCUUCUGGGUUCUCUCUUCAGAAGACAAUGUGACGUCAUCAGAUAUUCCUCAAAUAGCAAUGACAGAUUUGAAGGUAUUUUACUCGGCCUUGUCUGCAUCCCAAACUCAUGACAUCUUCCGAAGUGAACAUGAAGAUGCUUCGCCCCGGGUCCUGCGAAUGGCAGCGAGGAAGUUUACCUUCAUGGAUUCCGUGGAAACAGACGUACAGGUUACCCACAUCAAGCUGUCUUGCCUGAUUCGGGGACCACCCGACGUCAGUGUCCGGUUCAUGUACGAAAGCGACCACGGGUAUUUUGCCGAGGUUACCUCGCACGAGUUCUAUAUGCUUUCGUUCACCAAAGAAGAUAAUGAUUUCCGCGUGAUAGCCGUCUUACAUAUUUACGGCAAAAAGGACGGUAAUACUGGAUACCUCUCUUCCCGGUUCACCUGCGAAGUGGUAUCCAAUAAUCGUCUCAGCGCCUACGGAUAUCCGGUUAUAGAAACACCCGCUCCAACCGAUCUGGAUGACAACAACACGUACUAUUGGACUAGAUUUUUCAACGUCGACACUGAUAUGAUUAUUGGAGACGAAGUUGAGACAAUCGAAGCGCAUCGUGAUUUGGCUGAGAACCACGAAGAAUACGACCUCUGCAGCAAUCCAAUAUACGCCGAAUGCAGGGCAUUACGUUUCUCCCUUUCUUAUCAACCGUGGUAUGAAUCAUCGGAUGCAUUUGUACCGGAUUCGGAUUAUCCGUGUAAUGGUAAAGGUAUCCGCUGCUCCAGAGGAUAUUUCAGUCCGAACGUGCAAGAGUGUCCAGAUCUCAAGGUCCGCUAUGUAUGUCCCGUUGUCGAAUCUCAUGCAGAUGAAGUGCCACCUUCUAGUACCAGCACGACUGGUACUGGUACUCCCAGCAAUAAUGCAAACAAGAACACGGAUGGUAGCCAGACCACAACCCGGGGUGGCGGUGUCGGAAAGGUUACUGACGUCCAAGCUACGGCCUCGUCCUCGACAACUAAUAAUGAUGUCGAUGGCGAGAAAGACCAGCGUAGUGACGGCGUUACCACAAGCGGAAUGGGUCAUGACGCUACGACGAGCUCGGAUGGAAGUAGUGUUGCUUCAACUACUGGAAGCACAUCCUCGUCGGCCAGCACGAGUAUCUCUUCCACUCGUCUCAGGGAGACGUCAUCGGGCACCAUACUCAACACCAGGGACCCCGAUGACACUACCGUUAGCAGUGGCAAGCAAUUCCAAGAUACCAGUACCAGCACGCCAUCGGAAAGUGUUAGCACUACACCCGACGUCACACAAACUAACCGUGUCGAUACGGAGUCAUCACCGGAUGAAACCAGUCAACCUGUUGUUAAAGAAACCACGGUUGACAUCGAUCCGAGUAGCACUGAUUCUAACACCGAAGAGACUUCAACCAAUACCGAUCAGGGCGACAGUUCUACCAACGGUACCCAAGGCAACAAGGAUUCGGACAAAUCAACAGGAUACAGGAAAACAUUAUCUAAAGACAAUAAACUUUUCUUGUACCCCGUGAUGAUCUUGGCGCUUGGGAUCGGAAUACCAACCAUCACGGCUUGCUAUUAUCUCCUCCGAAAGCAAACUCCCGAAGAGAUAGAGGAGAAGAGACUUAUUGAGGAAAGGAAGCAAAGACUCGCUAAUGAACAAAAAUCGGCCAGACCAUAGACAAAAAGGAAAUUUUAAAUUCAUAUUUGAGGUCACCUACUUGAAAAAUCUUGCCAAGUUUGUCUCUUGAAUUAGAGUUAAGCAUGCAGGAGCUAUAAGCGCUUGUCAAUGAUUUUUGUUUACAGAAAUAUAAACAACAGAAAUAAUCUGACCUAUCAACUUCAAAGUAGAGAUGAAUUUUUAAAACUCAAUUGGUGAAUAAAAACAAUAUAUUCUGCUGGCUCUUCGAAUGAAAUUUGAACUCAUAAAUUUCAGGUGUGGGCGCAUAAAAAAGAUAUAAAACAAGGUCCUCAAGAGGGUGGACUGGCCAUGCGCCACCUGAAGUCGUGAUGUAAUGUUCGUUGAUUAAAUUUGCCCAACGUUCAUUUCCUUGUAAUUGUGUAAAUGUAUUCUAUAAAAUUUGUUAUGGAAACUUCUGCAUAUAUUUUUAUUUUACUAAUGUGUUAUUUGUUUGCAGUUUGUAAGAAGUGAAAAAAUAUGGAGUAAAAUUGAGAAAUAUAAUAAGAAGGAAUCGAUUAAGUCAUAAUUAGGGUUGUCAGGUUACAACCAGGUUUCAAGAAGUGUCUUACUUGAACAACGAGUAGAAUUUCAGUUCUAGAGCUCAAAGAUCAAACAAAUAACGUGAGUAAGCUACCAGUAAAAACUGCCACUAUAAUGUUAUCUAAAGUCAAUGAAAAUGUUGUUUUUUUGCAUUUGCCAUAAGAUGAUAGAAAAAGAAAAUCAAAGAAUGUCUGAUCGUCAAAAGGAGUUCGCAAAAAUAGCAAGUAUAGCCAUUUCUUAUUCAAGGUUUUAACGUAGCCAAAAAGAGAAGAUCAGAAAAGGAAAAAAAUAUAUAUAAAUGUUCCAGUAUUCCUUAUUUUUUACCUGUUAUCCUAAACUUGGAAGAGGGCAGGGAGCAAAACGUUAGCAAUGAAUCAACUAUGUAUAUAAUCACUUAGAAGUCAUGUUCAAUUGUAAAUAUGAAUAUUGAUCUUUAGAAUUCUGUUUAAUCACUAUCCGAUGCAAUAAUGAAUUUCAAGUGCACUUUGUCAGCUGUCCCGUCCAGUCUGGUUGUUAAGCUUGACAUUUGUCAAAAAAAAUUCUGUAUGUGAAUUUGCAAAUUGAAAUAGGUUAUAUUGGUAAAGGAGGACCUGAGCUAGGUGCGACACUAUAAGGGAGGGGUGAUUUUCACUUAGUGAAAUAUAAAAGAAGAUAUGAGUAUGGUUAAGGUAAAGAAUGAAAAUGGUAUUAAAAGAAAGAAUUGUAUUAAAGAAUGAUAUAGCUCUUGUAAGUUAUUGAUUAUUAACCCGUAUUCUUCAAUUGAGAGAAAAAAUGAUGUCACUCGUCUAGAUCUUUAACGCAUCUUCUUUCGAUGUCCACGGACCUCCGAAUAUUGAACGAAUCUCGCAAUACGCGAAGAAAGGGAAAAUGGGCCGAGAUGAAUAAAAAAAAUCCUUCUUUGUUUUGUUUCGUUUGCUUUUUUUUUUUUUUGGGGGGGGGGUUGCAAGAGUUGCAAUUAAACCCAUAUUUAUUUUCAACCAAUGAGAAGCUAACAUUUAGGAUGUAAGUGUUACGUUUUCUCAGUUGCAUUUAACCGAAACUCUUUUUACAUGUCAUAGAGUACCGAAGUGUGACGUCAGUUGCCAUGGUGUCAUAGCGGGCUGGUUCUAAACAGAGUCGCGGCUGACGAUCGUCUGUACGUCAUGCAAAUAACUCUGGCUCGGCAUCUGAAUAAAUAAGUUGCAAGCGAUCAAAUUCCGAUUGCAGCCAUUUUCUCCUCUGAGAAACACACGCUUUCAUUUGUUUAGAACAAGGCCGCCAUGACACCAUGGCAACUGACGUCAUCGAUUCGGUACUCUAUAGCCACACAUCCCCUUAGCUUUGCGCAUGCGCAGGUCAAGUACUAUCUGGAACCAUUCUUUCUCCGAUCUAUUUUCGACCCUUUUGUUUGUGAAAGUUCCCCGCUGUAUUUGUGAAGAGCUCCCUUAUGACGAUAACGGUUACCACUAAAACAAUGGAUGCAGUUAGAGUAUCGAUUGGUACAAAAUUCAUCAGAAAAAAAUAUUUCUACUCUUAGCACAACGAUAAUAAGAUUUAUAAUAAUCUAGAAACGUAGUGUGAUAUAUGAUUCAUUGGUAUAUAUUCAAAAGUUUUAUUAAUUCACUACGUAUAUAAAAAAAAAACUAACAUAAACUUAUCUGAGGAAAUAGCAACGGAAAGCAAUGCAAUGGAUGUAUCCAUGACGAAUACUAAAAACAAUAAUGAUC
Molecule: messenger RNA, 4857 nt
Organism: Lytechinus pictus (painted urchin)
Lineage: Eukaryota; Metazoa; Echinodermata; Echinoidea; Temnopleuroida; Toxopneustidae
Exons: 13
Coding region: 20-2611 (863 amino acids)
Source: RefSeq, a predicted model, not a curated record